Gongylonema pulchrum is the source of this 690-nucleotide messenger RNA. Lineage: Eukaryota; Metazoa; Nematoda; Chromadorea; Rhabditida; Gongylonematidae. The record is from the annotation of a GenBank genome assembly.
AUGAUCAACAAAAUCUCAGCAUCGGAUACCGUUGCCGAUCAUUACUCGGUCUUCUACACUCCCAUUCAUUCACCAUUUCCAAAUUUCUUCGCCGCGCUCUCGUUCUUUCCGCCAGUUUCACCAGGCAUACUCUCGGCUUCAUUCAGCUCCUCACAACUGCAGACCCCCGCACAGAAUCCGCCGACACCGGCCAGUAACAAGAAACCUACAAAAGUUAUUCUGAUUGUCGAUUCGAAAACGACCGAGAUACUGAUAGCGCACAGUAAUGUUAAGCGGCUGCUCGGCCUAUCGUAUGAGCAGAUGAUCGGGCGCCAGCUGACCGAAGUGUUCUCAUCAAACUCGGACGACAAGCCGCCAGUGAUAGCUUACAGCGAGCUGUUUCAUCCGGACGGCCAGCUGAAAUCUGUUUAUGGAAAAGCGGUGUGUCCUUUCAGAAAGAAACGGUCCUUACUGGCCUCAUCACCGAACUCGUCCAAUGGCCAAUGGCUACGAUGUAGUUCUGACGUUUCAACAUUUACGUCAUCGCCAAUCGUGCUUACAUCAUUCGCAGUAGCUCUAUCCGAUAGCAUAAUCAGCAAGCCACCACCACUGCUGCUACAUCCUAAACUGGACAUGAGCCAGGCCGGGAUGGGUGGUGGAGUGGAGGGGAAAGAAGAAGGGGACGAGGAGGGCGGGCAAGAGUGGCUCUAA